UUACAGGUAGAUUUCUUCUAAGAGUCAGAAGCCCAACUCCAGUUACUGCUGCAGUCGUACAACAGUGUUUGGAAUGCUUGCAGCCAGAUAAGGAACGAGUUUCUUCUUGGUGUGUGGCUUCAGCACAGCAUGGCUGUGGUCAUCCACUUGCAAGGUCUUCCGAUUGUGGUGGGGACCACGGACUUCUCUGGAUUGACCAUCCCUGAUGGGGGCGUGCAUGUUGUAGGGGGUGCACUGGGGGAAUAAAAUCAGCAGUGUUGAUAUUACAAAAUGACAAAACAUCCUCCGAAUAGAAGAGGGAUCAACUUUGAGGUGGGAGCCCAGUUGGAAGCCCGUGACAGAUUAAAAAACUGGUAUCCAGCUCACAUUGAAGAGAUUGAUUAUGAAGAAGGAAAAGUGCUUAUCCAUUUCAAACGCUGGAACCAUAGAUAUGAUGAAUGGUUUUGUUGGGACAGUCCUUAUUUGCGUCCCUUAGAGAAAAUACAGUUAAGAAAAGAAGGAUUACAGGAGGAAGAAGGUUGUGCAGGAUUUCAUAUAAAUGAUCAGGUGUUGGCAUGCUGGUCUGAUUGUCGCUUCUAUCCAGCCAAAGUUACUUCUGUUAACAAGGAUGGUACAUACACUGUGAAGUUUUAUGAUGGUGUAGUUCAGACUGUCAAAAACAUUCAUGUCAAAGCUAUUUCCAAAGAUCAGAAUAUUGUGGGUAAUGCUAAGCCGAAGGAAAGAGGUAAUGAAAUUCCAUCAUCUCCUGAAAAGCAGGAGAAAUUUAAAGAACAGAGGAAAGCAACAGGUAAUGCAAAGAAAGACAAGGAUGAAAAGACAUUAAAGACUGAGAAAAGAGUUAAGCAACCUGAUAAAGAAGGAAAAUUGAUAGGCAUUUCAGAAAAAGGCAAGGUCUCGGAAAAGAAUAUAUCUAAGAAUGGAAAAGAAGAUAAGGAGAAUAUAUCAGAGAAUGAUAUGGAAUAUUCAAUAGAUACACAAAUUGAGAAGAAGCCAGAGAAUGACAACAUAAAGAGUCCACAAGAAAACGUGAAAGAAACUAAACGAAAACGUGGAAGACCGCCAGUAACUCCUCCAACGGAGCAAAGUUCUCAGACGCUGCAGCCCAUCACUUUGGAGUUAAGACGUCGGAAAAUACCUAAAGGAGGUGAAAUUCCCUCAAAGCGCCCCAGGAUUGAAAAGAAUUUGUCUCAGGAUAAAUUGAAGAGCUCUUCAGAUAACCCUGAAAAAGACCAGAUCAGGAGACGAUCUUCAAGACUCUCGUCUGGUAUUAGCCAAGAGAUUUUAAAUACAGAUCAUGUCACAACUUCAACAGAAAUUCAGCCUUGGAAAGAUGCAGUAUCUGACCAAAAGGAGCCUGAGAAGGUCCAGUUAGAAAUUCCUGUUGAAUCCGACCAAAGUUUCAGUGAACAAGGAUCUCCUGGAAACACAUCACAUACCACAGCACCCAGCACAGAUGCCAGUUUACAGGAAGAGAAGGUUGAAGACACCGAGUCUUCCUCUGUAACUGUAACUCAAGAACCUUCUGCUGCUCCAGUAACAAAACCUUGUAGGAGAACAGAUUUUCUUGCAUCAAAAAAACCUGCAACUCUUGAUCAAGAUCACAAGUUUAGAUGCAAGUUCUUGGACUGUUCAAAAUCCUUCCGCAAAGCCAAGUUAUUGCAUUAUCACAUGAAAUACUUUCAUGGAGUGGAGAAGGCUGCAGAAUCACAGCAGAACCCUGUAAAAAGAAAUAUUCAAACCAGAGCUUCUUUGGCUUCUGAAAAAGCUAAUCAAGAAAGGUCAAAAAGAGGACGGAGCACGGCUGGUUCACUGUAUGCUCCUCUACACAUAGCCCUAAGGAGUACCCAAUAUAGAGGUGAUAAAGUAGAAAGGAGAAGAGCUUCAGCUCCUGUAAGUGCAUUAAACAGUCACAGACAUUCUCAUAGAGGACAAACCAAGAACCACGCAGUGAGAUCACUGCGGAAGCCUCAGGAAAAGAGGGUUGGAACUGCUGUCAAAGAACAUGAGAAGAGCAAAGAAAGGAAAUCCAAAGACUAUGGAAGGUCCAAGUCAAAGAAAAAGAAAAAAAAGAGGAAGAGAACUAAGCCUGAGUACUCUGGCAGCGAGGAAAACACGGAUGGUUCACAGGAGCUUUCUCCUGAAAAAUCAGGUGUCACCAAAUCUGUUCCUUCCAAUAAAUCAUCUGCCCAUACAAGCACAGUGCUGCACUGCUCUGGGUCCGGGCAGCACAGAGGAAGAUCCAAAAGAAACGAGGAUGACACCCUGAGUGAGUCAUCUCUGGAGAGCUUGCUGUGGAGCGAUGAUGACUGCAGUCAGGACGUUGAUGUCACCACGAAUCCUGAUGAAGAAGUUGAAGAAAGCGAUUCUGAGAUUGUUCGCUGCGUUUGUGAAGUAAAAGAAGAAAAUGACUUCAUGAUUCAGUGUGAAGAGUGUCUGUGCUGGCAGCAUGGAGUCUGUAUGGGUUUACUGGAAGAUAAUAUACCUGAGAAAUACACCUGCUAUAUUUGCCAAGAUCCUCCAGGUCAGAGGUCCAGCUUAAAGUACUGGUAUGAGAAGGAGUGGUUAAGUAAUGGUCACAUGCAUGGCUUAGCGUUUUUGGAAGAAAACUAUUCCCACCAGAAUGCCAAGAAGAUUGUAGCCACUCACCAGCUUCUUGGCGAUGUACAGAGAGUGAUAGAAGUACUGCAUGGACUGCAGCUGAAGAUGAGCAUAUUACAAAAUAAAGAGCAUCCUGACCUGAAGCUUUGGUGCCAUCCAUGGAAGCACAUCACGGUGGAUGAGAAGAUUCAUACAAAACACAUCAUUCACAUUGAGGAAAACUGUUGCAAAGAGGAGACGGCAAGUUACAGAACUUGGAAUGGGACAGUUGAGAAACCCUCAACCAUUCCUUCUGUGGAGGAAUCGUACAUUACAAGUGAACACUGUUACCAGAAGCCUCGGGCCUAUUACCCUGCGAUAGAGCAGAGGUUGGUUGUGGAAACAAGAGGUUCAGCCAUGGAUGAUGGAGUAAAUAGAAUACGGGAAAACGGGGAUGAUGCCCUGUCAGAGAGAUUUGGCUGGAAUCUGGACCGAGAAAUAUGCAAGAUGGAGAAUGAACCCAAACACAAUUACUCUAAGGUAAGAGAGUCUGUCUCUAAGAAAGGCUCUCCAGAGGAAGCAAUUGAAAUGAAAUUGCUGGAAAAAGACAAAGAAGGAGUUGUGAACUCGCAGCUGCAGUGGCAGCUGAACCUUUUAGCUCACGUGGAAUCUCUGCAAGAUGAAGUCAUCCACAGGAUGGAUUUCAUUGAGAAGGAGCUAGAUGUUUUGGAGAGCUGGCUGGAUUACACAGGAGAGCUGGAACCACCAGAACCACUGGCUCGACUCCCUCAGCUCAAACGUUGCAUAAAGCAGCUUAUAACGGACCUAGGCAAAGUGCAACAGAUUGCACUCUGCUGCUCAACAUGAGACUAGAAGAUGUUGGAGACUGUUACUGAGUGCGAAGUUGGAGCAUCUGAUGUGAACAGCUCUGUAUAUUUAAAUGAAACGAGCAUGCUGGUUGCAUGAGAUGCAGAUUGACUUCAGGGAUUUGUGAAGAAGCGCUGUUCAAAGAACAGCUAAAAGGUUAUUUCGGGUGGAUUUGGCCAUUGUAACGAUACAGAAGAGGUCAUGCUGUUGUCUUCAGAGGUUGGGUGUUGGUAAAUUACACUUAAAUUCUCACUCCUUUACAAGUUGCUCAAUUAAACGGUAGACUUUGUCAUCCUUAAAUUGACUAAAAAUUGUGCCACUGAAGAACAGAGUUCUAAGAGCCAAAAAUGUUUAGUUGACAGAGGUUGUAAAUAACUUUGCAUAGUUUAAGUGACUUGUGUCAUGUUUUAUUCCUUCUGGUUUAUGCAUAAUAGCACACAGUAUUUAAUCAUUAGGAAAUGUUAUAACAGUUUUCAGACUUAGUAGGUAUGAAUGUCCAGCUCUUAACUGUCAAGUGUUACGUGGAGGUUUGCAAGUAACAGUGGCCUAACCCCCACUUUCAUUAUGUUAAAUGAUGUAGCAGAAGGUCACAGGUGGAUUGCACUCACUU
Molecule: messenger RNA, 4054 nt
Organism: Neopsephotus bourkii (Bourke's parrot)
Lineage: Eukaryota; Metazoa; Chordata; Aves; Psittaciformes; Psittacidae
Gene: PHF20
Product: PHD finger protein 20
Exons: 21
Coding region: 271-3444 (1057 amino acids)
Biological process (GO): regulation of transcription by RNA polymerase II
Cellular component (GO): NSL complex; MLL1 complex
Source: RefSeq, a predicted model, not a curated record